This is a messenger RNA of Coniophora puteana RWD-64-598 SS2, 1221 nucleotides long. RefSeq lists its product as uncharacterized. The record is from RefSeq and is a predicted model, not a curated record. Bases 1 to 1221 code for a protein of 406 amino acids. The transcript is spliced from 4 exons. Lineage: Eukaryota; Fungi; Basidiomycota; Agaricomycetes; Boletales; Coniophoraceae.
AUGCCCGCCAAAUUCGCCCUCGCCGCCCUCGCCCUUGCUCUCGGCGCGUUCGCAUUGCCUCAGGCCGAGUCUUACACGACGGUCACGACGUCCCCGGACACGUCCGUGCCGCAGUCCACGUACUCAUCAGAGCCAACAGGCCCGACAUCCACAGGCUCUGUGACAGUCUCCACGGGCUUCUUGUCGUCCUACAGCACCGACACCGUGGCGCCAGGCUCCUCCUUCUCUUCGUUCCCCGGGACCGGAACCGAGACUCCUACUUCAACCCUGGAGACCACCGUAGACCCCACGUCAUCUGCCAUCAGCAGCUCCGUCUCCAUCCCCAGCUCCAGCGUCAGCGUGACGUCCGGCGCCUCGAGCAGCCCGGGAGGCAAAUCGAGCGGGUCGCCCUCGCCGUCCACUACCGACGGCGGCAGCAACGGUGCCGCUGGACAACUUAUCGGACAGCACGGGCUUAUGGGCGUCAGCGUCGCCUCGCUCGGCGCCCUCUUGGCCGGGACCGCGCCGCCCGAGUUCCCAGAGGAGGGGAGCGUGGACGUUGAGACGACAACGGUCGUCGCGCCGCCCGUGUUCCCCGAGGACGAAGGCGCGGUCGACGUCGACACGACGACGGUCGUCGCGGGCGUCGUCGUGCUCGCGGGCGAGGUGGCGCUCACGCCGGAGCUCGUGGGGCUGCUGGCGCUCGUUCCGCCCGGGUUCGUGCUCGGACUCGGGCUCUCGCUGGAGCUUCCACCUCCGCUGGACGUCGAGCCGCCGCCCCCACCGCUAGAGGCUGAGGUGGAGGGAGAAGGGGAGGCUGAGCCGGAUGAUGUUGCGGAUGAAGAGGGGGAUGGGGAUGACGAACCGGAGGAUGCGCUGGAGCUGGCAGAGCUAGAUGGGAGGAUGGUCGACGCGGAUAUAGGGAUGGUAGAUGUGAUGACCGACGGCGAGCUUGAAGGUGUCGCGGUCACGGCCGAAGUGACUUCCGUCGUUGCGCUCGAGUCCGUUUGGGCUAAACCAUGGUUGUAUACACAUGAGGGACAUGGUUCAAGGUGGGAGCUGCGCAGAGCCUCCGAGAUUUCUGGUGUCUCAAAUGAACCGGUGUGGGGCGCACAGGCGGUGCAGGUGAUCAAGCGAGCACAUGGAUGUGGUCAUCGUCGGGCGCUUCGCUUGCCUAAGAGCCACGGCUCGCGUCGGCCAAACGAGCCCGAGCUUGCUAUUCUCGGAAUGCUUUCGGCUUAA